AUGGAGCUGUACGGCAAGAUGGCUGCCACUCAGGACAUGAAAGGGAAGGGCGAGGGAGGAGACCAGAACUUUGACUACAUGUUUAAACUCCUGAUCAUUGGGAACAGCAGCGUGGGCAAAACCUCCUUCCUUUUUCGGUACGCGGACGACGCCUUCACCUCCGCCUUCGUCAGCACCGUGGGGAUCGACUUUAAAGUGAAAACUGUCUACAAGAACGACAAAAGGAUCAAGCUACAGAUCUGGGACACAGCGGGGCAGGAGCGUUACCGCACCAUCACCACGGCGUAUUACCGCGGCGCCAUGGGCUUCAUCCUCAUGUACGACAUCACCAACGAGGAGUCCUUUGGAGCCGUGCAGGACUGGUCGACCCAGAUAAAGACGUAUUCUUGGGAUAACGCGCAGGUGGUGCUGGCUGGAAACAAAUGUGAUAUGGAGGAGGAGCGGGUGGUGUCUGUGGACAGUGGACGUCUGCUCGCUGAACAGCUCGGUUUUGAAUUCUUCGAGACAAGCGCCAAAGACAACAUCAACGUGAAGCAGACGUUCGAGCGCCUGGUGGACCUGAUCUGCGACAAGAUGUCCGAAAGCUUGGACAGUGACCCCGCCGUGACCUCCGGAGCCCCCACCGCCAAACUGACGGACAGCGCCCCCCCUCUGCAGCAGCAGGGGUGCAACUGUUAG
Molecule: messenger RNA, 678 nt
Organism: Boleophthalmus pectinirostris (great blue-spotted mudskipper)
Lineage: Eukaryota; Metazoa; Chordata; Actinopteri; Gobiiformes; Gobiidae
Gene: rab3c
Product: RAB3C, member RAS oncogene family
Exons: 5
Coding region: 1-678 (225 amino acids)
Biological process (GO): regulation of exocytosis; protein localization to plasma membrane; protein secretion
Cellular component (GO): synaptic vesicle; endosome; plasma membrane
Molecular function (GO): GTPase activity; GTP binding
Source: RefSeq, a predicted model, not a curated record